Drosophila obscura is the source of this 696-nucleotide messenger RNA. RefSeq names its product UPF0729 protein GD16342. The transcript has 2 exons. The record is from RefSeq and is a predicted model, not a curated record. The coding region runs from base 130 to 486 and encodes 118 amino acids. Lineage: Eukaryota; Metazoa; Arthropoda; Insecta; Diptera; Drosophilidae.
AGUGUGACCAUGCCAGCGCUCGCACAGCUGACAGCAAACACAAACAAUUAAUUAAGUUUUCGUCGGUCGGGGCAUUAAAUCAAGGAAUUGUUUCUACGAAAAUACUGGCAGAAGCUGUUUUUAGGUAAAAUGGUGUGCCUGCCGUGCUUUAUCAUUCCACUGUUGCUCUACAUUUGGCACAAAUUCGUGCAGCCCGUUCUGCUGCGCUACUGGAAUCCGUGGGAGAAGAAGGACGCCCAGGGGAAUGUGAUCAAGGCGGGGCCGGAGUUCCCGUUCGAGUGCAAGGGCGGCGUCUGCCCGUAUGUGAAGAAGCCAAACGCUGACACAAACGACACGGAAACCACAUCAUCUGAGACAGCCACAGGGUCAGACGGCCAGGAGACUACAACUACAACUACAACAACAACCACCACGACAACAACCACUUCGUCAUCGUCUGGGCCAGCCACUGAGCCAAGCUUGGAGGAAACAAAGAAGUUAAUUUAGUCCAAAUUUCAUGUGUUUUUUUCUUGUCGCUUCUACAAUAAGUUCUGACACAACGCACACAGUCACACACACACACACACACACCCAUGGGUGCCGCCCCGCGCUGUGUGAGUGGUGGGCUGGGGUACACGUUAUCUAAAGAGCAGCAAAACAAUUACGCUUAAAAACGAAUGUUAACUUUAUUGUAAUUACACAUUGCAAUCACCCAAA